AUGAUAAAUAAAGAACCCAAUUCACCCUCGGUGUCACUUUUCAUUAGAUCGCCGCUCCUAAUUAGUAACCUUCUGCAUCUUGAAGAACAAAAUUUUUCACAGAAUUGCAUAAAUUCAAUUGAAAUACCCUCUAAAACUCAAGCAAGAAACUUUAGAUGGGGGUUGUUCUUUAUUAUUGUUUCAAUUGUGACAGGAGUUAUUGGCAUUGAGUUGGUAAAUAUUGUUUUGAAGGGAGACAAUUAUACUAAGCCAUGGAUGUUUGCAUUUAUUACUGGAUCGUGCUUUAGUUCAUUGUUGUUUCCCGAUGUUUUUCAUACUUUUAUGAGUAAAAAAUAUGAUGAUCUGCCGUCACCAAAACUUUCAAUAUUGUUAUCUAAUUCUGAUCUGCUGUUUGACUACAAAUCAUUGGAUGAAUUGGUCAAUGAAGAUCAGCUUUCAGAUAUCCCUAUCGAAAUGACAAAGAAAGAAAUUACGUUAUUGUCACUUCAGAUAGCAAUAAUAUACUAUCUAUAUAAUGUUUUUGUCAUGGAAUGUUUGAAGUUUACGUCAGCUUCAAAUCAAGCCAUAUUAGGGACCACUACAUCUUCUUUCACAUUGAUUAUAGGAACCUUUCUUAAGAUUGAUCAUUUCACUUUCAAAAAAGGGCUCUGUAUAAUUUUUAGUACUAUAGGUAUUCUUUUGAUCAAUUUUAGUGAAUCAGAUGAAAAAGGCAAUAUCGAAUCUCCAAUAUUUAAACCAAAGAACCCAAUAUUAGGUAAUGCCCUAGCUAUUUGCGGAGCACUAAUGUAUGCUCUAUAUCUUAUUAUGAUGAAAGUAAAAUAUAGUAUAGCCAACAAGACUACUAACAAGAGAAGGCUUUUUGGUUUUGUUGGUUUAUUCACUUUCAUAAUAGGAAUUCCCAUAUUGUUUCUAAUUGACUAUUUUGAAGUCGAAAAAUUUGAAUUUCCACCUCCCAACAAACAAAUAAUCAUUCUGAUUAUAAUAAAUGGCUUAUUCUCAGUGAUAUCUGAUUAUACUGCUAUUUUAGCCAUGUUGCUAACUAGUCCUUUUUUUACAUCGUUGGCAUUUACAACCUCAAUUCCUAUUACUAUUAUGUGUGAUUAUGCUAUUUCGAGAUUAUAUGGAACAACCCCUAGUUCAGGUUCUACUCUGGUUUAUUUUCUAGGUGUCAUAAGUGUGCUAAUAUCACUCAUCCUAAUAAAUAUCAGAAUUACAAGAAAAUAA
Messenger RNA from Debaryomyces hansenii CBS767, 1224 nucleotides. RefSeq lists its product as uncharacterized. Lineage: Eukaryota; Fungi; Ascomycota; Pichiomycetes; Serinales; Debaryomycetaceae. Bases 1 to 1224 code for a protein of 407 amino acids. The transcript has a single exon. Gene Ontology annotation, biological process: regulation of peptide transport. The record is from RefSeq and is a predicted model, not a curated record.